Momordica charantia (bitter melon) is the source of this 2637-nucleotide messenger RNA. Its product is annotated as LRR receptor-like serine/threonine-protein kinase FEI 2. Gene Ontology annotation, biological process: protein phosphorylation. The record is from RefSeq and is a predicted model, not a curated record. Gene Ontology annotation, molecular function: protein binding; protein kinase activity; ATP binding. Lineage: Eukaryota; Viridiplantae; Streptophyta; Magnoliopsida; Cucurbitales; Cucurbitaceae.
GGUUUACAGAUGGGAGAGAUUUGGUGUCCGAUUCAGCGUAAAGGGGCGGGACAGGUAAAGGCGUCGGUUGCACGUGUGCAAGUUCCGUUUCACACGUGUGAGUGUACUUCCUUCUGAUUGGCUGUGCCGGUGCCCCCUUCUCAAUUCCCAUCUCUACAGUUCCACUCCCACUCACUCAUACUCUCUUGUCUCUGAGGAAUCUCUUGCGACUACCAGCAAACUCUCGGCGAAUUUUGUUUUCUUUAGCGUCACAUUCACCGCUUCAUCUGCAUUUACGCCUGCUGGAUCUUGGAUCCGUUUGCAGGCGUAAUUUUCCUCGCGGCAGCUUGUUGUUACCAGAUUACCAUAUGUUCAAGAAAACCAGUACAGUAUUUGAUAUCUCAGAUGGUUUGUUGUAAUUGUAUUAUGCUCGAUUGGUGCCACCAUGGGCUUCGAUAUGGUAAAAUCGCAAUGGCUACCGAUUCUUCACCUCAUACCCCUUUGCAUUAUAAUGAGCAGAAGCAGUGGUAUCAGUUCCGAUGGUGAGGCACUUUUGAGCUUCAGAGCAGCAAUUCUCGAUUCUGAUGGUGUUCUUCUUCAAUGGAAACCAGAGGAACCCCAUCCUUGUAACUGGAAAGGGGUAAAGUGUGAUCCAAAAACCAAGAGAGUGAUAUACCUGAGUCUUCCUUAUCACAGACUUAGUGGAUCUUUGUCCCGUGAACUUGGAAAGCUUGACCACCUAAAAGUUUUAGCUCUACAUGACAACAACUUCUAUGGGACAAUUCCAUCAGAAUUAGGGAAUUGCUCACAGUUGCAGGGAGUGUUCCUGCAGGGUAAUUACUUUAGUGGGUUCAUUCCCAAUGAAUUGGGGAAUCUCUCGGCACUGAAAAAUUUAGACAUUUCAAGUAAUUCACUCGGUGGAAAUAUCCCCAUCUCCCUUGGGAAGUUGAGCAAGCUUAGUACUCUAAAUGUGUCUGCCAAUUUUCUGGUUGGAUCAAUACCGUAUGUUGGCGUGCUAAUCAACUUCUCAGAAAGCUCAUUUAUUGGAAACCGUGGCUUAUGUGGGAAGCAAAUAAAUGUUAUGUGCAACGAUGAUAAAGAGGGACCUGGAACAAAUGAGUCACCAUUCUCAGUGCAAAAUCAAAUUGGGAGGAGGAAGUACUCUGGCCGACUACUUAUAAGUGCUUCGGCAACUGUGGGUGCUUUACUGCUGGUUGCCCUCAUGUGUUUCUGGGGUUGCUUUCUAUAUAAAAAGUUCGGCAAAAACGACAGUAAAGGGCUUGUGUUGGACGUUUGUGGAGGUGCUUCGGUCGUAAUGUUUCACGGAGACUUGCCAUACUCAUCCAAAGAUAUUAUUAAGAAAUUUGAGACAUUGAAUGAAGAACACAUAAUCGGUUGUGGGGGCUUCGGAACAGUGUACAAGCUUGCAAUGGAUGAUGGCAAUGUUUUUGCCUUGAAAAGAAUUGUAAAAUUGAAUGAUGGAUUUGAUUGUUUUUUCGAGAGAGAGCUCGAAAUCCUUGGAAGCAUGAAGCACAGGUACCUUGUGAAUUUGCGAGGAUACUGCAAUUCUCCUACAUCAAAGCUAUUGAUUUAUGAUUUCCUUCCUGGAGGCAGCCUUGAUGAGGCACUACACGGUGUAUCUGAGCAACUAGACUGGGAUGCCCGCUUGAAUAUUAUCAUGGGGGCUGCAAAGGGACUUGCAUACUUGCAUCAUGAUUGCUCUCCACGGAUCAUUCACCGAGAUAUAAAAUCAAGCAACAUUUUACUUGAUGCUAAUUUGGAGGCUCGAGUUUCUGAUUUUGGACUUGCAAAACUUUUAGAGGAUGAAGAAUCACAUAUCACGACUAUUGUUGCAGGAACACUCGGUUAUCUGGCUCCUGAGUAUAUGCAAAGUGGUAGAGCUACAGAGAAGACCGAUGUAUACAGUUUUGGAGUAUUGGUACUGGAAGUGUUGAGUGGCAAGCGUCCCACCGAUGCAUCGUAUAUAGAAAAGGGCCUAAAUAUUGUUGGUUGGUUAAACUUUCUGGUCACGGAGAAUCGACAACGAGAAAUCGUCGAUGUACAGUGUGAGGGCAUCCAAACAGAAGGCCUCGACGCAUUGCUUUCGGUUGCAAUCCAAUGUGUUUCGUCAAGUCCAGAGGAUCGACCAACCAUGCACAGGGUGGUCCAGUUACUGGAACCUGAGGUUAUGACUCCAUGCCCAAGCGAUUUCUACGAUACCGAUUAAGCCGUGUAGAGAGACGACAGCCAUGGCUCGCCUCAGACAGGCCUAUCAUCUUCAAGAUCCAACUCUUCAAUCUGAUUUCUUUCUGAAAAUUAACGAGCCAGUACACUAUCGGAUACGCCUUGUGCAGCUGAUGGGGUUUUUGAGCUCUCAUAUGCUAUUUUCCUAAAACCAACCGGCAACCGAUUUUGCGAGGGUGGGUCGGAUCUUCUAUUCCCCAUGUAAAUGAAGUUCCACGUGUCAGCAGCCUAUUUGUUCAUCAUCUCUCCCAAGUUCUCUCUCUAUCAUUCGAUUCACUUUGUAAUUUUACCGUAGCUUGCCCCUCUAAAUUAAAGUGUACAUGAACGAUUGUAUAAAUUUCAAUGGAUCGCUUUCAGCCAAUGAUAUUUUUUGUAAAUUUAUAUAUAUGUAUUAGAAUAAAUUUCAUGUAAAAA